Messenger RNA from Lactuca saligna, 711 nucleotides. The record is from the annotation of a GenBank genome assembly. NCBI's taxonomy places the organism in Eukaryota, Viridiplantae, Streptophyta, Magnoliopsida, Asterales, Asteraceae.
AUGGUUAUGAAAAAUGUCCCCGUCUCUUACCCCGGCAGUGCUUCCGUCCCCGGCGGUGCUAGCAUGAUGAAGCUGACUAAAGGCCGGCAAAAGAUUGAGAUGAAGAAAAUAGAAGAAAUCAACAGCCGCCAAGUCGCAUUCUCUAAACGACGAAUUGGACUUUUCAAGAAAGCAUCGGAGAUCUGCGUCUUGACUGAAGCCCAAAUCGCCAUCCUCGUUAGUUCCCCCGGUGGUCGUCUCUUUGCAUUUGGCCACCCCAACCCCGACGUCCUGUUUGACUGCUACCCUAACAAUAACAACAAAGAGUACUCCACCACCAACAAUAUCACCGGAGCGGACACGGCAGCCACCCAGAACUCUACACCACCGCUGCCCAUGGUUAAUUUCAAUCAACAUUACAUUGAGGUUUUAAGGGAGUUGGAGGCUGAGAAGAAGCGGGGAGAGACGAUUCCAGUGAGCAGCGAAGGAUCAUGUUGGUUCGACGAGCCUGUUGAUGGGCUGGAUGUGGAGGAGGUUCGACAAUAUCUUUGUUCGUUGGAUGAGUUGAAGAAGAAGGUUUUGACGAGAGCUGAUGAACUGACGAUGAUCAACAACUCUUCUGCUGCAUUCGUUGGUUCGAGCAACAACUUUCAGCUGGUGGAUAUUCCUUCAAACACCGGAGUUGACGGUGGUUUAAACUUCCAGUACGGUGGAGAUUUUGGGAACCUUUAG